This is a messenger RNA of Panonychus citri (citrus red mite), 3498 nucleotides long. Its product is annotated as transcription elongation regulator 1-like. The record is from RefSeq and is a predicted model, not a curated record. Bases 703 to 2937 code for a protein of 744 amino acids. Gene Ontology annotation, molecular function: RNA polymerase binding; transcription coregulator activity. The transcript is spliced from 7 exons. NCBI's taxonomy places the organism in Eukaryota, Metazoa, Arthropoda, Arachnida, Trombidiformes, Tetranychidae. Gene Ontology annotation, cellular component: nucleus.
AUGUUUUGAUUAAUUAUAUUCGCUUAUUGUUAAUUUACUUUCGAUAAACUGAUUUAAAGUGAACUUGAUUAGUUAAAUUAUGGAUCUACCUGAUGAUCUCUGGGUGGAAACAAAAGCCGGUGGUGAUAAGGUUUAUUACUACAAUGCUAAAACCCGAGAAACAUGUUGGACUAAACCAGAAAAUGCAAAGAUAAUCACCCAAGAGCAAUUGGUUACCUUUCAGCCAUCAACUAAUAAUUUUGUUAAUCAAGAUGGUAUUAAGAAAGACGAUCCAAUUCUAGUGAAUAAUAAUAAUACUGGUGUUGGAUUAAUUGGCGGUGAUUCUUCUGGACAAUCUUUACCGGUUACUUUACAAACUAAGCCACCAUUUCAAAGUCAACAAUCCCACAACCCUUGUUACCAUCUUCAGCUGUGACAGCACCAGGAAUUGUUCCUGGGGUAUUACCUGUAGCCGGAGUUUUACCAGGAGUAGCAACAGGAACAGGAGUUCCCUUAGUGGCACCCGUGGUUCCAGGAGCAGCAUUGAUAUCACCGGUGACUGGUUCAACUGUUACAUCAGUAACUACUAACCCAGUUCCCUUACCUGUUCCAGCUACUAUAACAUCUCAACCACCCCCACAUCUUUUACAUCAUGUUCAUGCAAACCAAUCUGUUCCCACGGGAACAUUACCCGGGGUCGCUGGUACACCGGCUACACCUUUCAUGGCACAGCCCUUCAAUCCUGCGCUAAUGGCUCCUGGGAUCGCACCAGGUUUACCUAAUCCAGCUAUGCUUCAAAAUUUUUCUCCUUUUAGUGUUCCACCGGCUGUUGCCUUGAAUCCGGCUCAAGCCGCUAUGUGGGCUAAUCCAAUGUUAGGUAAUGUUGGCAGCAUUGACCCUGUAAGGCAAGCACUUAUGUUACAUGUAGACUCAGAAAUCAAAGCAGCGGCAGCAGAAUGGACUGAAUACAAAACACCUGAAGGAAAACCCUAUUAUUUCAGUUCGAAAACAAAACAAUCAGUUUGGGAGAAACCGAAAGGUCUAACUGAUCUCGAAGAGGCAAUUAACAAAGUGAAAAUUCAACAAGAAGAAUUGGCCAAAGCGAAUAAAUCAAAUCAAGGUAACAGUGAGGUAAGAAUUGAAAGUGGAACAGAGACAAAUAAUGCUCAUGCAAAUGGAGAAAAUUCAACUGAAGAUAAAAGCGCCGAGAAAAAGCCUGAACAACCAAGAGACAAAUCAAAACCAAUUUCAAGUACUCCAGUUCCAGGAACUCCUUGGUGUGUUGUUUGGACUGGUGAUAAUAAAGUCUUCUUUUACAACCCUAGUACCAAAACUUCAGUUUGGGAGAGACCCACCGACCUCAAGAAUAAGCCUGAAGUUGAUAAAUUGGUUAAAGCUCCACCCAAACCUGAUGAUCCAUCUGAUUCACCACCACAAGAGAAACGAUCUGCUGAAAAUGAGGGUGAAAAAGUCGUAAAGAAACAAAAAAAAGCCGAAGAGGAAAUGGAAAAGGAAAAUAAAAAAGAUCCAUCAACUGAUAUUCAAAUAAUCGCUGCCAAACAGCGAGAGACGAUUCCACUGGAAGAACGGAUUCAAAUGUUUCGAGCUAUGUUAGUCGAGAAGGAGGUUUCGGCUUUUUCAACUUGGGAAAAAGAGCUUCAGAAAAUCGUAUUUGAUUCGAGAUACCUUUUACUCACAUCGAAGGAGCGAAAACAAGUAUUUGAUAAGUAUGUCAAGGAAAAGGCUGAAGAAGAGCGACGGGAAAAGCGUCAAAGGAUAAAACAACAGAGAGAUGAGUUUAGAAAAUUAUUGGAAGAAUAUAAUGUUUCAUACAAAACAAGUUUCCAUGAAUUCGCUCACAAGAAUUCUAAGGAUGAGCGAUUUAGGGCAAUUGACAAACAAAAAGAUCGUGAGAAUCUAUUUAACGAUUAUAUUUCUGAAUUGAGACGCAAAGAGAAGGAGGAAAAAGCCGCCCAACGAGAAAAGGCGAAACAAGGGUUUAUUGAGCUUCUGAAAGAACAGAAAAACUUGGACAAAUAUUCCAAGUGGUUCGACGUAAAAGACAAGAUUCGAGAUGAUGCUCGGUACAAAGCAUUGGACUCUAGUAGUGCUCGCGAAGAUACAUUUAAAAGCUAUGUCAGUGGUCUAUCAUCAUCUUCAUCUCAUAAUCGAAAUGACGGAAAAGAUGAUGAUCGUAAAAAUGAUUCAAAUGAUCAUGGAAAAGAUGCUCGAGAAAAGGAGAAACAGGAAGCAAUUGAAGCCAGUUUACGAGAACGUGAGAAGGAAGUUGCUCGUGAACUGUCCACCCAUCUUCGAGAACGUGAUAAAGAACGAGAACAGCAUAAACACGCUGAAGCAGUGGAACAUUUUAAUGCACUAUUAACUGAUCUCAUUCGUAAUCCUGAUGUUUCCUGGAGAGAAGGUAAAAAGAUGUUGAAAAAAGAUCACCGAUGGGAUAUUGUCGAUUCUCUUGAACGAGAUGAACGAGAAAAAUUAUUCAAUGAUCACAUAGACAAUCUUUAUAAAAAGAAAAGGGAAAAAUUCCGUGAACUUUUGGAAGAAGUUCGUGAAAUAACAUUAACCUCCUCCUGGAGAGACAUUCGACGAUCUAUUAAAGAGGAUGCCCGAUAUACCAAAUUUUCAUCUAGUGAUAGAAAAUGUGAACGUGAAUUCAAGGAAUACAUGAAAGAUAAAUUGACGCUCGCCAAGAAUCAGUUUAAAGAACUUUUGAAAGAGACCAAAAUAAUAACAUACAAAUCAAAGAAAAUGAUCGAAGACUCGGAACAACAUUUACAAGAUAUUGUCGCUAUUCUGCAAAACGAUAAACGAUACCUCAUCUUGGAUUGUAUUGAAGACGAACGUCGACAUCUUCUAAUGUCCUACAUUGACGAUUUAGAUCGAAAAGGACCACCGCCGCCUCCAACAGCAUCCGAACCAGUUCGACGAACAGCUAAAUGAUGAUCAACACUUUAGCCAAACAAUUAGAAUUUAAUGUUCCCUUGAAUUCUUGCACAGAUGAACAAGAUAAACACUUGUCAUUCCUUUCUUUAAUUUGUUUCUCUUUUAUGCCAACCUUGAUUCUCUAAUCAAUUUUCACAUUUCUCUCUCUCUCUCUCUCUCUCUCUCUCUCUCUCUCUCUCUCUCUCUCUCUCUGAUUUCUACUUUAUCUUGACCCCUGCGAACGCUCUUCGAGAUUAUCUGAGACUUUUCUCACUAUAAAUUUAUACAUAUUCUAUUCUAGUGGUAAUUGCAACUAUCUCUCUCUCUCCCUCUAAGUUUUCUCAAAGUUGUAUAAUUUCCCAAUCUAAUCCAAUUUCAUUUCACCUUCGUCUUUUCCUCUAUCAUUUCUAAAUAUUUUUUGCCAUGAUACGAUUUUCAUCGAAACAUUUUUGCAUCAAACUUUGAAAGUCUUUUGCUUUAGUGAAUCUUUCUAAACAAAACUAUAUGUACAUGAACAGUGUAACUCGAGACAAGUCGAUUGACUCGAAUGUUUUCAAAAUAAAUUAAAAAGCAAAAUCA